Messenger RNA from Nymphalis io (European peacock), 1040 nucleotides. It is a transcript of the gene rtp, whose product is annotated as MORN repeat-containing protein 4 homolog. The record is from RefSeq and is a predicted model, not a curated record. The transcript is spliced from 4 exons. Bases 54 to 524 code for a protein of 156 amino acids. Lineage: Eukaryota; Metazoa; Arthropoda; Insecta; Lepidoptera; Nymphalidae.
GGACAAUGUGAAGAGAAACCUUUCAGUAUUUUACUGGGGUUUGUUCAAUCAACAUGGCCGACGUUAUCGAUGCUGGGAUCGCAAAAACAGGCGCGUACAAGUAUGAAGAUGGUACGCGGUAUGUUGGGGAGUGGAGUUCUAAGGGUCAAAAACAUGGCAUGGGCCACCUCGUGUUACCUGACGGGACGAGAUUUGAUGGUGCCAUGGUUAGUGGUCUCUGCUCGGGUCUUGGAGUAAUGGCUUUUCCAGAUGGGGCCAAAUACGAAGGUGAGUUUAUGCAGGGCUGGUUCCAUGGCCAUGGCGUGUUCUGGCGAGCAGAUGGUAUGAAAUUUGAAGGGGAAUUCCGAGGAGGACGUGUAUGGGGUCUAGGUUUAGUUACAUUUAGUGAUGGGAGUAACGGGUUCCCAAGAAACGAAGGUUACUUCCAAGACUGUAAGAUGGUGCGUCGCAAACGUUGUCCAGAAGUUGUUCAGAGAGCCCAGAAGGUCGCUUACAUGGCUCGGGCUCAGUGUCAACAAAUGUAACCUUAUUAUAUCAAUACAUCUGCUGUAUGUGCGUUUUUUAAUCAUUUGUAAUCAACGUUGAUAAUAAAAUAAUAAUAUUAUAUUAUUUCAUUUUUUAGAUUGAUUGAAAUGUAAAUUGUACAAAAAUAUUAUAAUAUUAUAUUAAAUAAAAAAUACUGUUACAAGCCGGGUGAGUUAAAGUUACUUUUAUAUUUUGAUGUUUAUGUAUGUAACACCUAAGUAAUUGAAUCCAGUUUUGCGAACGAAAAAAAUAAAUAAAAAUAAUUACAAACUUAUAAAAACCUCAACUAAUUUAGAACGAGACAAGGAGUUGAGACUUUAGUCCCAGUGGAUACAUAAUCAUUAGUGAAAUAAGUGGGAAAAAAAUGCUAUCUCUUUCUUAUGUGUUGAAUGAAAAAGUACACAUUAAGAAACGGACAUAUAUUUAUUUAACAAAUACAAUAUAAUAUGAUCUUAAAUCGAAUGUUAUACUAAUUGAAUAAAUUAUGAAGACAUUAAUUAUAAUUAUGUAUUUAA